Labrus mixtus (cuckoo wrasse) is the source of this 6062-nucleotide messenger RNA. It is a transcript of the gene pde8a, whose product is annotated as phosphodiesterase 8A. Gene Ontology annotation, molecular function: 3',5'-cyclic-AMP phosphodiesterase activity. NCBI's taxonomy places the organism in Eukaryota, Metazoa, Chordata, Actinopteri, Labriformes, Labridae. The transcript has 22 exons. Gene Ontology annotation, biological process: signal transduction; cellular response to epidermal growth factor stimulus; regulation of DNA-templated transcription. Bases 1459 to 3915 code for a protein of 818 amino acids. The record is from RefSeq and is a predicted model, not a curated record.
UAGGUCAAUCCUUGCGGGUGCUUUUAUUGGAUGUGCCGCUGUCAAGCAGUGCUGAAGAAUUGGAAGGGCAAACGCCAGAAAAGGCAGAGAAAAGACAAACAUAAAAUAAGCAUUAUGUAGCUCUAGUCUGCUCUACCUCCGCUCGCGUCAACCGUGGACGAUCCUGCCGCCCCUGAUUUCAGAUCUGAAACUUGUGGACACGGAGCGGUCUUGUUUCUUUUCUUUUUUUUUCUUCUUCUUUUUUUUUUUUUUUAAAAGAUUUUUUUCCUCCGUGUGUCUCGCUCUCUCUCUGAAGCGAUUGCAUUCUCCAGAGGUGGUACCUCCACAGAUUACAAUCUGACAGCCUCGACAUCCUUUUUUUUUUUUUUUUUUCUCCGUGCCACAGAAUGAGAGAAAAAUCUCGCGGAUCCUGGUAAGGCUGUAACCAAUUGCACCCGGGUUUGGACCUCUACAGCAGGCGGAUCAUCCUCAGCUGGGCAGCGGAUGCCUGAAUGGAGAAUAGGCUGCAAGGCAUCCACCAAGAUUCCCUCGCUCUCUAAAUCUGUGAUAAAUGGAGUAUUCUGCCGGACUACAUGGCAUUAUGUUUGACGGAGGGUGUUUGACAUCGGAGCGAGUGUCCAGAAUAACAGUCUGCAGUGUGAAUAUUUCAGCCUGUUGAUGAUGAACUGCUCAGGACUGGAGCAAAGUGUCGUGAGAACCGGUUUAUGGCCCGUGUCUUGAGCUGGAGUGGCCAACCGGAUUGUUCAACAGGGAGAGAGAGAAAACAAAAAGCAUCAUUUUUGAUGGCUCCGGGGUGGGGGAGGAAGAAUAUACAUGAAACCCUGGACACAACAAAUGGAUAAAACUAUUGCAUGAAGCAGGCAGAGGAGGGGGGGAAAGACUGCGUGGAUUUGUGUGUGUGUGUGCGCGCGCGUGUGUGUGCGUGCGUGCGUGUUUGUGUGUGUGUGUGUGUAUGUGUGUGUGUGUGUGUGUGUGUGUCUUUCUUUCAGGCCUACUUGAUAACAGUGAAGUUGUGAGGAGAAAUGAGAAAAUGGUGAUGUGGUACGAAGAAGGCUUGAAGAGGAGCCGGAGUGUGGGAUAAAACCGUCUGCUGAAGACCAACGGGAUCCAAGUUUUCGAGGAUAAGACAGCUGCUUUGAUUAAAACAUCUCCAAUUAAGUUCAUGUGAAAAAAAAAAGCAGAGGGAGGAAAUCAGCUUCCUGGUCAGGGGGGUGGGGGGGUGGGGGAUAGAAAGAUAUAUUAUUCAUGCCUUGUGUCAGAGGAACUGGAGGACUGGCUUUGCUGUGGCCUAGAUGAUACAUACAUAUGUAUUUAUAUAUAUAUUUAAAAACAUGAAACCCUGAGGAGGAAGAGUGAACCUUUGAAACACUACAAAAGAGGACGAAUUACACUCUGGUAGCCUCAAAGUAGAGCACUUGCGCAAAAAAAAAAAGGAAGAAGGCUGAAGUGGGCUGAAGCAUGGGCUGUGCUUCAAGUAUUCAUAUCUCUGAUAGGGUGGUCUACCACAGUGGAAAAGAGUCCGAGGAUUCCCACUCACCCCAGCAGACUAAUACCACUCAGCAUCAAGGAAAUCCUGCCUCGGGACUACCCCUAAAACCCCCGAGCUGCAAGACCACAUUAACAGAGGUGCAAUUUGGACCAAUGAAGUUAUUUAAAGACCCACUUCAGGUACUUUUAGUUUUUGCCAAAGAGGACAGUCAGAGUAAUGGCUUCUGCUGGGCAUGUGAGAAGGCCAACUUCAGGUGCAGCUUGGCACGAACACCCGAGUCGGCUCUUGAAUGCUUCUUGGAGAAGCAUCAUGACCUCGUCAUCAUUGACCACAGACAUUCCAGACACUUUGACGCUGAAGCACUAUGCCGGUCAAUUAGAGCGGUCAACUCUUCAGAAAACACUGUGAUAGUCGCCGUUGUGAAAAGGCCAGACAGAGAGGAGGCCUCUGUGAUGCCCCUCAUAAAUGCCGGCUUUAAUAGGAGAUAUGUGGAGAAUGCCAAUAUGAUGGCCUGCUAUAAUGAGCUGCUACAGUUGGAGCAUGGAGAGGUGCGGGCACAGUUCAAACUGAGGGCUGGGAAUGCUAUAUUCACAGCUCUAGAACAAAGCCAAGAGGCCAUAGAGAUCACAUCUGAAGAUCAAGUCAUUCAGUACGUGAACCCUGCAUAUGAGUCUAUAAUGGGCUACCAACAAGGCGAGCUAAUAGGGAAGGAAAUAAUAGAAGUGCCUAAAAGUGAGAAGAAUAAGCCUGAUCUCCUUGAAACAAUAAACUCCUGCAUACGGAAAGGAAAGGAGUGGCAGGGGAUUUAUUAUGCCAAAAAAAAGAAUGGAGACAGCAUUCAGCAAAAUGUGAAGAUCACACCUGUAAUUGGACAGGGAGGAAAAACCAGACACUAUGUGUCUAUCAACUGGCCUUUAAAUGAUAAUAAUAAGAGUGAUAAAUCCAGUGAGCGAGUGCAGGCAGAGUCUCAGACAGACAUCCAAUCCAGUAAGCACAAAGACCGGAGGAAAGGCUCUCUGGACGUCAGAUCUACAACAUCUCGGGGGAGCGAUGGGAGCUCACAGCGAAGGCACUCCUCAAUGGCUCGCAUCCACUCCAUGACUAUAGAGGCUCCCAUCACCAAGGUUAUAAACAUCAUCAAUGCAGCGCAGGAAAGCAGCCCUAUGCCUGUGGCAGAGGCCUUGGAUCGGGUACUGGAGAUCCUGAGGACCACUGAGCUCUACUCCCCGCAGUUAGGCACCAAGGAUGAGGACCCCCAUACUAAUGACCUUGUGGGGGGGCUGAUGACGGAUGGUUUGCGCAGAUUGUCAGGAAAUGAAUACAUCUUAGCAACAAAACAGCCUCACCACAUCCCCAGUCACCUGACAACUCCUCUGUCCAUAAAUGACAUCCCCCCUCGUAUCGCCCAGACCAUGGAGAACGAGGACUCAUGGGACUUUGACGUCUUCAACUUGGAAGCUGCAACCAUUAAACGGCCCCUGACCUACCUGGGCAUGAAGAUCUUCUCCCGCUUUAGGGUCUGUGAGUUCCUUAACUGCCCCGAGGCCACUCUGCGCUCCUGGCUACAACUGAUUGAAGCUAACUACCACUCCAGUAACUCCUACCAUAACUCUUCCCACGCUGCUGACGUGCUGCAUGCAACGGCAUAUUUUCUCUGCAAGGAGAGGGUCAAGCAAAGUUUGGAUCCCAUCGAUGAGGUGGCUGCCCUCAUCGCUGCUACAGUGCAUGAUGUGGACCACCCAGGACGCACCAACAGCUUCCUGUGCAAUGCAGGAAGUGAGCUGGCCAUCCUCUACAAUGACACAGCUGUGUUAGAGAGCCACCAUGCAGCACUCGCCUUCCAGAUCUCCACGAGAGAUGAUAAGUGCAACAUCUUCAAAUACAUUGAAAGGAAUGAAUAUCGAACUCUACGACAGGCCAUCAUUGACAUGGUGCUCGCAACGGAGAUGACCAAACACUUUGAACACGUCAACAAAUUCGUCAACAGCAUCAACAAGCCGCUGGCUGCUCUGGAGGAGAAUGGGGGAAACAGCGAUGAGGAAUCUGUCAAAGGCAUCCUGACAUCUCCAGAGAACCGCAUCCUUGUCAAGAGGAUGCUGAUUAAGUGUGCAGACAUCUCUAAUCCAUGCAGGCCUCUGGAGCUUUGCAUAGAAUGGGCAGGACGCAUCUCAGAAGAGUAUUUCGCACAGACGGACGAGGAGAAGAGACAAGGCCUGCCAGUGGUUAUGCCUGUGUUUGACAGAAACACAUGUAGCAUCCCAAAGUCCCAGAUUUCCUUUAUAGACUACUUCAUCACAGACAUGUUUGAUGCAUGGGAUGCUUUUGCAGACCUCCCUAAUCUUAUGCAGCACUUGGACAACAACUUCAAGUACUGGAAAGGCCUUGACGAGAGGAAGCUGCACAGCCUGCGACCGCCUCCAGAGUAGGCUGCUGCAGCCCUGGUGACUCUGCAGUCCGGGACAGCCCUCCUCUCUCGUGCCGGGGCGUCUUUCUCCCUGCCAGCCGAAGGGCCUCCACGCCUUCACUCUCCUGCUUCUGUAGCACGCCGAGCGUCCACAUGUCCGUCCAUACAGAAACCACAGAAGGACUUCCUGACGGACGGCCGCAGCUUUGACGCUGCUGGCUUUACAGUCUUGUCAGAUGAGAACUGUGACUAACAGACACAGAGCAUCCUUAUGAACUUAACGUGCCUCUCAGGCAUUCGCAGUGUAGCUGGACAAGUGACGUGACUGAAAAAGGUUCCUCACGGGCCUCCCUGCAAACUGCCGUCCCCAAAAAUACCACAUGGGCUCUCCUGUCUGCCUGUGAAGCUGCUGUUUGAGUAAAAAAAAAACUGCUUGUUUAUGAAGGAGUGUGCAAGACUGGAGGAGAGGAUGAAGUGUGAUCUGGAUCUGAAAGUGUCCAAUCACUGUUGAUCUCCAUCCCUGUGCUUGCAGCAUGACAGGACUGCUCCCUCUUCCCCCAGAAGCCACAACAUGAAAGAACACUCCACUGCUUUUUUUUCCUGCAAUAUAUUCAUGUGUCCAUCAGAAACACAUCCAUGCUGGCACUACAGAGUGCGAGAGAAUGCUUUUUCUUGUGGUCAGGUAGUCGAUCUUUAGUUAAGGCCACUGCUGAAACAAAAACCUCGUAACAUGAAAAAACACUCCACUGUUUUUUGUUAUUUUUUUGACGUAUACUCAUGUGUCCUUCAAAAACACACCCAUAUUGACAUUCAGCCAUCAUUACAGACAUUUUGAAGGGGAUGCUUUUGUUUUUGGGUCAGGGAGUGGAUCUUUAACUUAGGCCACUGCCGACAGAGCGAAACCUCAACACUACAGAUGAUUUGGUAUGUUAAUUUCUCCUAGAUGUUCCAUAUUUUUUCGAUUUAAAAAAAUUCAAUACGUCAAUUAGUUCAAGAACAAGAACACAAAAUUGAGUUUCAAAAGGAGAGAUGAAAGCCAAAGCCAAUGAAGACAGAUAUUACUAUAACUCUCGAAAAUUCACAAUUAUUAUUAUUAUUAUUAUUAUUAUUAUUAUUAAUAUGAAGCAUUACCAUAUUAAACAUUUUUAUUUUAUUUUAAAAGUACAGUACCAGUUUGAAUGAACACUUUUGUAUUGCACUGUAAACAAUAUUAGAAAUGUCUACGUCUCAGUGAUUUGUCCAGGGAUGGGAUGUUGCAUUGUAGAAUAAGCUGUUAUUGUUGUUCAUCAGGAGUUUGUGUGUGUGCAUGUGCGGAAGUGUGUGGGUGUGGGUGUGUGUGUUGGGGUUGUAGGUGUGGGUGCGUGGGUGUAUUCAUUGUUGCAACAAUCCCUUACUCUUGGUUUAAUGCUGUAAACCGCUUGACAUUUGACAACAGCAGAAAUAUGUGAAAAACAUUUUGGACUUGAAAAUUUUUUCUCCCAGAAAUUUUUGUAUCUGGUUUAUCCUACUGAAAAGACUGCCUUAUUUUAUACAAUAUUUAUACAGUACAUCCCACUGUGCAACUGCAACGGACAUCUGGAGUUUUUAUUAUGACAUAGUCAGAAGGUUAUGUUCAAGUAAAUCUCAAUAUUUUUAUAGACAAUGAAUUUUACACUGGAUUUGCAGCAAAUGAGAUCAACCAUUCUAGCUAUCUGAAUACCUGUGAAUUGGACGGUCCUGCAGAGCAUGUAUACAGAGAACUAAAUGGUUAAGAAGGAUGUGGAUCGCAGAGUUGUCUAUCACUGUCUUUAAGCAGUCUCCUAGAGGCCGGCUUGCAUUGAUUUUUGAUCAAACAUCAUUCUAUUUUGGCCACUUGUCCAACAUCUUUAUGCACAGACCCAGGGAUCAGCUUUGGGUUCAAGGCUGGUUUCAGAUUAGGAUACUAAUAUAUGUUAAAGAUUGUUGCUUAUUAAGAAUAUUUCCUCAUUAAAUAGUAUAUAAAUGCCAUAACAUCGAGGCAUAUGAUGGUUAAUGAGGCGUAUUGACCACGUUUAUCUUUGUUUCUCUCUUAUGACAGAAUUGUACACUCAAUCAGGGGAUUUGUUUGUUCCUUCUGAUUCACAUCUUGCUCUGAAGGCACGGAAGAAAAUUAGAAACUAUUCAAUGAAAAAUAAAAUAAUGUCAAUUAUA